GCGUGCCUAGGGGUGAUUACCUCCUCCCUUUUCUCUGCCCCACAGUCCACCUCUACAAAUGCAGCUUGGGUUAUCCUCAUCUCCCAAGAACUAGGAGUGGAAAUGGCUGUGGAAGGGAGACCAGCUUUUGGAUUUAAGGUAGUUUGCCCGGGACCAGACUUUGCUAUGUUGGCCAAGACAGUGCUUUCUCUUGGUCUGUGGCUGCAGUUCGCUGUGGGACAGGACACACCUGAGAGAGGUCCCCAGCCAUCUAUUUCCAAUUCAGAGGGAGACCUCCUCUUCUUACUGGACAGCUCUGGCAGCGUCUCCUACUAUGAGUUUUCCAAAGUCAAGGAAUUCAUGUGGGAUCUCAUGCGACCUUUCACCAUUGGCCCCAGAGAUGUCCAGGCCAGCAUCAUCCAUAUCAGCACUACGCCCACCAUGGAGUUCCCCUUUGACCGGUACCAGUCCAGUGGGACUCUGCAACAAGCCAUCCGGGACACUCAACAGCUCAUGGGCGACACCAACACAGGCAAAGCCCUCUCCUAUGCCAAGGAGAAGCUCUUCAGCAAUGAAGCUGGUGCCCGGCCAGAUGUGCCCAAGGUACUGGUUUGGGUGACAGAUGGUUUCUCCACCGAUGACAUCUCUGAACCCAUGCAGCUCCUGAAGGACAUGGGAGUAACAGUCUUCAUCGUCAGCACUGGACGGGGGAACUACCUGCAGCUCUCUGCUGCUGCCAGCCAACCUCCCGAGAAGCACCUGCACUUUGUGGAUGUUGAUGACCUACCCAUCAUCACAGAGGAGCUUCGAGAUGCUAUCCGAGAUGUUAUCCAUGCAAAUCAUCUUCAUGCAGUAGAUAUCACCUCAAGCAGCUUUCGUCUGGUGUGGCCCGAACUCCUCUCCCAAGAAACUGGCUACUACACCAUAGAGUAUGGCCCCACAGAUGAUCUAGCAAGGAAGAGGACAAAGCAGGUGUCCGGGGCUCACACCAGCCUCGUGCUCAGCAACCUUGCACCAGAAACUACUUACGAGGUGGCACUCAUUCCUGAAUCCAACGUCCACUACUUCCCUCCCCAGACAACGAGGGUUACUACACUGGCAGAGGAAGUAAGCCCAGUUCAGGUUCUCAUCUCGGAGUCUGGGCCACACAGCUUCCACGUUAGUUGGGCUCCUACACUGGAGAGCGUGGUGGGCUAUCAGAUCCUGUACGGACCGCUCCCUGGGAACUCGGUGAAGCUGCUGGAGGUGAAUGGCAAGCACAACAGCACCACGGUGGAGAAUCUGACACCCAAUACAACCUAUCUAGUGACAGUGACUGCCCUCUACAAAUCGGGGAAGGAGAAGUCCCUGUCGGCCAAAGCAUGCACUCAGGAAGAGGGCUCCAAAGUGAGGCACCUUCGCUUUGAAGACAUGGGCCCCAACACCCUGAAAGCCUCCUGGGACUCCGCCGAUGGCAAAGUCCUUGGUUACAGAGUCAGAUGCCGGCGGCAAAUUGGCCCUUCCUCUGUCCUCAGCGUUUCGCCGCAGGUCCACAGCGUGCUCCUCACGGACCUGGCUUCAGGCACCAUGAACAAAGUGUGCGUGAAGCCCGUGUACAAGAACCAGCCGGGCAAGGGGCUGUGCCGCAUGGUGCACAUGCAGCCAGCUACAGAGGCCCACGGGUAUAAGCACAGACAGAGAGCAUGACAGACUCUGGAGUGAACUGGUUCCCGGCAGAGCAAGGAAUCUUGCUUGGACAAAGACUUGGACAAAAAAAAAAGGAGGGAUCAGGGGAGGAAACCAGAAAACUCACAGAUCAUCUCCCAGCCUGCACUGUCCCUGGAGGUGUCCUGGUUGUCAAGCCACAAGGCUGUCCUCAGCCAAGUUCUCCCAAAGCCUAAAAGGUCUGGCUUGGCUGGAUGGAAAACCCAACCUGACUAAUAGAUCCCAAACCUGUACCUUCUUUUAUAUAAAUAUCCCUGACAAAUAACAAACCAAAGGCGAAGUGAUGAAUCUUCACUACUGCUUGCUUACUGCCUGUUCUCUAUUUAUUAAAUGUCGAUACAGUUUUGUUUUUGCAGCUUAUGAGUGUGUUCAGGACAUGGCUGUUUGGUGCCCUGGCCUUUCAUUCCAGGCACCUGCACUCAGAAAAAAAAAAAAAAAAGAUAACGUGUGACCAAAUCCAUUCCUGCUGGCAACAGCCACUGAAGCUGAUGCACCUGACAAAGAGCAGCUUUCCUCCAGCUCACCCAGUGUACUCAACUGGUAGCUCAAAUUAGGCAUCCCAAACGUAUAGCAGCUCAGGGAUGGAAGGGAAAAAGCAUUAGGAGAAAUAAGAAUCAAAUAGCACAAAAAUAUGCAGCUUGUGGUGGAGCUUGGGUCAAAGCCACCGGGAUUUCUGAGAAGAGGAAGAAAAGAGGUCGUUAACCCACUUGGCCUUUGGCCAGGACGUGGUGACACUUCAUAAAAAGACAUCCUGCCUCUUAUAAAGCGUGGGGACAGUCUAGCGUUCCCAGAUGGUCUCUGGUUUAUGGCAGAGAGUGGUCGGUGAACUCUGAGGGUAGGGAAGGGUAGGGCUGUGCCCGGUCAGGGCUGAGGAGCACUGUCAGAGAGCUCCAGCAGGAACGUUUGCCCACUGUCUGCCUGCUGAGUUCUCGAGUCUCACCAACACUCUUCCACUCUCCCCCUGGCGCUGGCAUUAAAGUCAUCUGCUGCGAUGACCGACAAAUCCCAGCUGGACUUCCAAAGGGUUCAGUUCCCCCAAGUCAUCUCCUUGGGGUUUGGGAUCAGUCUGAGAGAGCAGGAAACUCUAAAACCUGGGAAUUGGCUUGCCCGGCAGGUUAUUCCAGAGCUCUCAGCUGAGCUCAAGGAGUUAAGGUUAGGGUUAAGGCAAGAAAAGCCAGACAGCAAGACCAUCUAAAGCAGUUAUUGCUGUCUCUCAUUCAAAUACACACCUCCUUCUGCCUGGAUCGUGACCACUGAAUUGCUGUGCGUACCUGCCACCAGUCUCACCAGACCGGGAGUGAGUUCUGCUAGCAGAGAAGCUAUAUGGAGAUUAAUUAGCCUGUUCUGUGACUAAUUAUGGGCAGUAAGUCUCCAGCACUACCAUUCCAAACUCUAUCCUCUGCACUCUGAAAACACCUAGCACAUCUUUAGUGUCUUGUCCUGGGCUUCCACCCAGUGCUAAGCUUGAGCUACACUUAAAAAUCAGGUUUUUAGAGGAGAAGAGUAAAUUUGAUUCAUUCCCUUUGGCCCCAGGCUUGAAUUUGCUGUCACUAAGCUACUCUUUAGAAAGGGGAGCUGAAAAAAACCACUUUAAUACCUAGUGACAAAGCCAUUAGAGCAGUAUGCUUCCAAAAUUCAGGGCUUAGGGCUGUAAAGAAAUGUAUAAACUUUUCUGGUAACAAACCCCAGCGUCAGUGGGAACAUCUUCCCUCAGUAAUGCUUGCUCUAUUUUAAAUUUAUUGCUUAAUUGUCCUAUGUGAGGAACUUUGUUUUUAAAGCUGUGCUGUAUGUUGGAGACCCCCUGUGCAGCGUCGCUCCAUUAGCUCUGCUUAUGGACUCCUUAAACCAGCUCCAUUUGGAGCCGGGAGGAACUUUGUCACUGACCUUGUGUCCCAAGUGCCGAAUUUGUCACGUCUAUGUUUAUGGAUUUCCCCUGGGCUGUUGUCUUGUAGGGGAGGAAGGGAGAGGAGGGAGACGAGUCAUUCAUUAACUCAAUAAGAAGGUUUCGUAUGAUUUGUGUUCUCCUUUGGAAUGUGCAUUUGUGACUGAUUAAUCUUAAUGGAGCCUCUGUGCUGACGGGGGAAGAUCAAGCCUCUGGAAUCUCUCAUGCAAUAAAAGAUAAUCUUGUUCAUUCUUGCUGUAGGGCAGAAAUUAAUUUUGCACAGUCCCCUGCAUAGUUUACUAAUACAUUUAUGUGUCAUUCCCUCCCUGCUCCCAAUUGUAAUGCAUCCUUUUGAAGACAAUUAAAUAUACAAUACAAGA
Molecule: messenger RNA, 3945 nt
Organism: Calidris pugnax (ruff)
Lineage: Eukaryota; Metazoa; Chordata; Aves; Charadriiformes; Scolopacidae
Gene: VWA1
Product: von Willebrand factor A domain containing 1
Exons: 8
Coding region: 103-1665 (520 amino acids)
Molecular function (GO): protein binding
Source: RefSeq, a predicted model, not a curated record